AUGUCCAGCCUCAAGCCCCUUAUCCUCCACGCCCACGCAACAGGCCCUAACCCCAUCAAAGUUGCCAUUGUCCUCGAACUCCUGUCCCUGCUCUAUGAAGUCAAAAUGUGGGACUUCGGCGACGAUCCCAACAAGGGCGUCAAAGGCGCUGCCUUCCUCAAGAUCAAUGAAAACGGCCGUGUUCCCGCGCUCGAGGACCCCAACACGGGCGUUGUCAGCUGGGAGAGUGGCGCUUGUGUUAAUUAUUUGAGGAGGCAGUAUGACGGGAAUGGCAAGAAACUAGGACCUCAUGCGAAGGAUGGAGGAGCGCCGGAUCUGCAGGAUGUAGUGGAUUAUGAGAAGUGGGAGUACUUUUUGCUUACGACGCUGGGGCCGAUGACGGGGCAGACGAAUUGGUACCGUCACUACAACCCCACCAAGAACGAGGACGCACUGAACCGCUACGUCGAGCAGACAGACCGGUGUUACUCGAUUCUCGAAGGCCAGCUGAAGAAGACCGGCGGUGAGAGCAUCUUGCCUGGCGGUGUAACGGCUGUUGAUGCGCACUAUGAGCCAUGGGUUAGGCAGCAUGCGUUUGCGCAGGUGCCAAUUGAUGGGUAUCCGAAUUUGAAGAAGUGGUUGGAGAAGACGAAGGGAUUACAUGAGGUUAAGAAGGCGUAUGAGAAGAUUCAGCAGGCUGCAAAGUAA
This is a messenger RNA of Macroventuria anomochaeta, 687 nucleotides long. Its product is annotated as glutathione S-transferase. The transcript is spliced from 2 exons. The coding region runs from base 1 to 687 and encodes 228 amino acids. Lineage: Eukaryota; Fungi; Ascomycota; Dothideomycetes; Pleosporales; Didymellaceae. The record is from RefSeq and is a predicted model, not a curated record.